Messenger RNA from Salvelinus sp. IW2-2015, 670 nucleotides. Its product is annotated as protein FAM171A1-like. Gene Ontology annotation, biological process: regulation of cell shape; stress fiber assembly. The record is from RefSeq and is a predicted model, not a curated record. NCBI's taxonomy places the organism in Eukaryota, Metazoa, Chordata, Actinopteri, Salmoniformes, Salmonidae. Gene Ontology annotation, cellular component: plasma membrane.
UAAAAAAAAAAGAAGAAGAAGAACGACCGAGCAGCAGGAGGAGUGGGAUGAAGAACUGAACAUACUGAAGGGGAAAAUAGAGGGGACGCUAAUCCUACAAAAUAUGGAGUCUUGCCCGAUGUACAUGUGUGUGUUUUACAAUACAUUGAUGUAGCCAGCCAAUAUUUUAUAUUUAUUUGAACAAUCUUUGUGUGUGACAUCCGCAAUGAUGAGGGUCGGGGUUUUGAGCAGGACCUCAGCGAUAGUUCUCUGUCUUUUGGGAUGCAAUGUGUGGAAAGCGGUAACCAAAACCCUGCAAGAUGACAACGCUCUAAAAGAGGUGACUCUGAAGGUUCACCUGAGUGAUGCCAGCACCCACCAGCCCCUGGGCGGAGCCACCAUCGAGCUCUUCGCAAACCACACCCCUGUAACCACAGAGACCUCUGCUGCCGACGGCAAUGCCUACCUGCGUUUUCCCUACCGCCUUGGAACCCUGUUGGUUGUCACAGCAACCAGACAGGGCUACGUGCCAAAUUCCGCCCCCUGGAGACCCACCAGACUGCCCGUGUUUUCCUCUCUCAGUCUGGAGCUGCUACCAGAGAGAGCUGCCACUCUGAUGGUGUAUGAAGACCUGAUACACAUUAACUCUGGAUCCCAAGGUGAGAGAGAGUACUGAGACACGGUCCCUGGC